This is a messenger RNA of Raphanus sativus (radish), 1029 nucleotides long. RefSeq lists its product as uncharacterized. Bases 1 to 831 code for a protein of 276 amino acids. Gene Ontology annotation, molecular function: phosphoprotein phosphatase activity. The record is from RefSeq and is a predicted model, not a curated record. The transcript has a single exon. NCBI's taxonomy places the organism in Eukaryota, Viridiplantae, Streptophyta, Magnoliopsida, Brassicales, Brassicaceae.
AUGGCGUGCCAUGGAUUUCUAGGUACACCGACCAAGAGAUCUCAUGGACGUCAUAUUCAUGGAGGGAGAAGAAACCAGCAUCAACGUCACCGAUCCAGAUGUUCACCAGCAGCAGCUGGCUCCAUCUUCGCAUCCCUCAACAUGUCUAUCUUUACAUUCCACAACCGCCUCUUUCGCUGCGUCUCCAGGCUUUUCCGUCUGGCUAGCUCAGCUCCUAGCCGUAGAGCCGCCACCACUAAACACGGCUACAAAAAGCUCGAGAAACACAAGCAUCAUCAUGGAAAACGUAACGACAAGAAAAGAACCAUCGUUCUUGAUCUCGAUGAAACAUUGGUGCACUCAUCUAUGGACCCACCGGUCAGAGCUCACGUAGAUUUCAUGGUGAGGCUAAAGAUCCAAGGAGUGGUUAUACCCAUGUUUGUAGUGAAACGACCAGGAGUCACCGAGUUUCUCGACAGGAUCGGUAAGAACUACCGAGUGGCGGUUUUCACAGCCGGUCUGCCUGAGUACGCUUCUCAGGUUUUGGAUAAACUAGACAAGAACCGUGUCAUCUCACAGAGGCUGUACAGAGAUUCGUGCACAGACAUAAACGGGAGAUACGCCAAAGACUUGUCUCUGGUUGCGAAGACAGACUUUGGGAGUGUUUUGCUGGUUGAUGAUAACCCUUUCUCCUACUCGUUGCAGCAGGACAAUGGAGUUCACAUUAAGCCUUUUGUGGAUGACAUGGAAGAUCAAGAACUGAUGAAACUUGCAGAGUUCUUUGAUGGAUGUUAUCAGUACGAAGACUUAAGGGAUGCAGCAUCAGAAUUUCUAUAUAACAAAGUGAUUUGAUGCACAUUUAUAUAUUAAUGGCUUUUCAAUGCAGACUCUGUUUUCAGUUUUGUUUUGUUUUUUUUUGUUGAUUUUCUUUGGUUAUCGGUAUUUUUGCGUUGACAAAGGAUGAUUUCUUCCUUUUUCAACGUUGUUACCUCUAUAAUAUGUGACUGAAAAAAUGUAUUAGAUAACCAAGAAAAUUGGUAAUGAAAAAAA